AUGAGUUAUAACCGCUUGAAUAAUGGAUUGAUACGAUUUAAGCACUCAGUGCAUACGCCAAAUAUAUCUCAGAUACCAAAUUUUACAAAAUACUGUCCAAUACGACCAAUCAAUGAAGAACUGGCCCCAUAUGUCCAUGAAACGAUGAAUGCUUACCCAAGAGGUUCAAAACAUGUAAACCAGCAGCACUACUACCAUAACCGAACCGUUUUGCUACAUGACUACUUGAGGAAAAAACCACAUGCGAUGUCAUUGCUUCAACUGGCCCAGUAUUAUGACGACUCUGCCAAACUCACGAAGCAGAAGAUCAUUAAUUCGGGUAAAUUUGUUAAAGAGGAAUUGGCCAUUAGGAUGGCUCACAAAAUAUUUAUGCUGCAGCAGCUGCCUUUUAGCGUAAUAAACAAUUUUCAUUUUGUUCAGGUUUAUGAAUCUUAUUAUAAUAUUUUUGAAAGAUUUAGAAAAUUCCCCGCAAUAAGGACACUUGAUGAUAACUAUAGGUUCGCUGAGUUUUUAAAAUCGAUUUUGCAAGAUUUUAACUCGUUGAAUUUGCCACAUUUAGUCAUGGGAGCAUUGGAGUGUACAAUUUUAGAUUUAUAUCCGCAAGACAAGAUGGAUGAAUUAUUGUCGGGUCUACUAAGGGCUCGUAUAUCAAGAAGAUUGAUAGUCGAAGAACAUAUUAGUGUCACCGCCAAUUUUUUGAGUGGGAAAGAGGAGAAUACCUUAGUUUUGGGAGACAUCUUCCAAGAAUGUUCUGCAACAGAAUACAUCCUUGAUGCAAGUAGAGCCUGUCAAAAAUUUAUUCAAGAAAUGUAUUUUGAAAGUUUACCAUUGCCAGAACUGAUCAUAAAUGGGGAUACUGACCUAAAAUUUUAUUUUCUUCCGAUUCAUCUCAAGUAUUUGUUAGGAGAGAUCUUAAGAAACAGUUACGAGGCUACAAUCAAGGAUUAUAUACGACAGGGGCUAAAGAAACCUCAACCUAUCGUAGUUACCAUAAUUAAGAAUGAAGAAUCAUCUCUGUUUCGCAUAUCAGAUAGAGCAGGUGGGGUUCCCCAUAACGACAAAAAUAUCUGGUCCUUUGGUAAAUCCAAAGAAAGAGCAAGUGAGUCUCUGAAGAACUUUCAUAUGCUUCCUGGUCUGCAAACGGUAUCGUUAUACGACCACUUAUAUCAUAAUAAGCGCGCAUCGACAGAGUCUGCAAAUCGACCUUACAUGUACACCUCCCUAGAGCCUAUGAGUCAUACAAACCUGACAACUGGUAAAAUCCAAUUUGUCAAACCGUUGGUUCGAUUUAUCGAAAGAUCAUACCGGUAUAGAUUGGGUAUUGGUUUGGCAAUGUGUAAAGUUUAUGCUGAAUAUUGGAAUGGUGAUCUAACCUCACAUUCCAUCCAAGGUUAUGGUACUGACACUGUCUUGAAGCUGGGAAACCUAAUGAAUUCAAACAGAAAACUACAACUGGAUAAAGUGUAG
This is a messenger RNA of Zygotorulaspora mrakii, 1467 nucleotides long. RefSeq names its product protein kinase PKP2 (gene PKP2). Gene Ontology annotation, cellular component: mitochondrion. The transcript has a single exon. Gene Ontology annotation, biological process: protein phosphorylation; regulation of glucose metabolic process. The record is from RefSeq and is a predicted model, not a curated record. Lineage: Eukaryota; Fungi; Ascomycota; Saccharomycetes; Saccharomycetales; Saccharomycetaceae. Gene Ontology annotation, molecular function: pyruvate dehydrogenase (acetyl-transferring) kinase activity. The coding region runs from base 1 to 1467 and encodes 488 amino acids.